GCAAAUUCAAAUCGGAUUUGAUGUAAGAAUCAUACGUCAAAGAGUGUCAAAUAGGAGAACACCUCACUUCAUCUUCAUUUUUUCUUUGUGGACUAAACCCUAGUUAUUUAUAAAUAACGAGCGAGUAAAAUGUCUGAUGAUGAGGCAUUCGCAGAUUACGACAACGAAUACGAUCCGGAAAUGGAAAACGACACUGCAUUGAGUAUUGCUAACUUACUGACACACUUCCAGGGACAAUUAGAUCAAAUAGAAAUAAUGUCAUAUCUCCCGGUAGGAAUCAAAAAUCGCGUGAAAGCCUUGAAGAAAAUUCAGUUUGAUAUGACCAAGAUAGAAGCAGAAAAUUUCAAGGAAAUUCACUCGCUUGAAUGUAAAUUCCAUGAAUUACAUGUUCCAGAUUACGAGAAACGAGCCGCUAUUAUUAAAGGAGAUUAUGAACCUAGCGAUGAAGAGUCGUUAUUUCAUUCAGAUGGUGAGGGAGACGCGGCGGGUGGAGACGAGGACGUUAAGGGCAUUCCUAAUUUUUGGUUGACCAUCUUCGCCAACGUUCGCAUUUUGAGAGAUAUGGUCCAACCAUACGACGUGCCCAUCUUGAAGCAUUUAAUGGACAUUAAGCUGUUCAUUAAAGAAGAACCUAUGGGAUUUUUACUGGAAUUUCAUUUUGAACCCAACGAAUAUUUCUACGAUACAGUCCUCACUAAGGAGUAUUUCAUGAAGUGUGAGCUAGAUGAUAGUGACCCAUUCAAUUUUGAAGGUCCAGAGAUUUACAAAUGUGUAGGUUGCAAAAUCAAUUGGAAGCCUGGCAAGAAUGUAACCAUUAAGUUCAUUCGCAAGAGACAGAAGCACAAAACUCUCGACGUCACCCGUACCGUUACAAAGUCUCAUCCUAACGAUUCGUUCUUUAAUUUUUUCGCACCUCCCAUGGAGAACAGUGCACUAGAUGGUGAAGACGAAGAUCUGAGAAAUUUACUGCUUACUUGUGAUUUUGAGAUUGGACAUUACAUUAAGGAGCACCUUAUUCCUAGAGCGGUUUACUAUUUCACGGGUGAAGCGGUUGAGAGGGAGGAAGAAGAGUAUUAUGACGAUGAAGACGACGAUGACGACGACGACGAUGACGAUGACGAAUCCGAUGACUCAGAUAAUACUCCCACAAAUCAAGAAGUGUCUCAGUAAAGUUCUUCUUUUUAUACAAGUAUAAUAUCUUAACAUAUUGUAAUGAUUUACUAUUUUAUUAGACAGACUUUACACUGUUUUGUUUAUAUGAAUAAAAUUAUUUUUAUUGAUAUAUUUAAAA
Aethina tumida (small hive beetle) is the source of this 1291-nucleotide messenger RNA. Its product is annotated as nucleosome assembly protein 1-like 1-B. Gene Ontology annotation, cellular component: nucleus; chromatin. The record is from RefSeq and is a predicted model, not a curated record. Lineage: Eukaryota; Metazoa; Arthropoda; Insecta; Coleoptera; Nitidulidae. Gene Ontology annotation, biological process: nucleosome assembly. Gene Ontology annotation, molecular function: histone binding; chromatin binding. The transcript has 3 exons. Bases 130 to 1170 code for a protein of 346 amino acids.